Messenger RNA from Morus notabilis, 1148 nucleotides. Its product is annotated as short-chain dehydrogenase TIC 32, chloroplastic. The transcript is spliced from 8 exons. The coding region runs from base 122 to 1090 and encodes 322 amino acids. NCBI's taxonomy places the organism in Eukaryota, Viridiplantae, Streptophyta, Magnoliopsida, Rosales, Moraceae. The record is from RefSeq and is a predicted model, not a curated record.
UCAAUUUUGUUUUCGAGAAGAUUCAAAAAGAGAAGAAGGGUUAAUUGGGAGUAGUGAUAAGUUUUGGUUGGGAAGAUCGUCGUCGUCGAUCAUCGAUCAUCAUCAUUGAUCACCGAUCAUCAUGGGGAUAUUCGCUUUGAUGACAGGAAGGCCAGGGCCAAGUGGGUUUGGAUCAGCCUCAACGGCUGAGCAAGUCACUGAAGGGAUUGAUGCCUCCAAACUGACCGCCCUUGUCACAGGAGGGGCAAGCGGGAUUGGAUUGGAGACCUCAAGGGUUUUGGCUCUCCGCGGAGCGCAUGUUAUCGUUGCUGCAAGGAACACAGACGCUGCAAAUGAAGCGAAACAACUCAUUCUCAAAGACAUCGCCAAUGCUCGUGUCGACGUUCUAAAACUCGACUUGAGCUCAAUCAAGUCUGUAAGAGCAUUUGUUGAUAGCUUCAAUGCUCUUAAUCUCCCCCUCAACCUCUUAAUAAACAAUGCUGGGGUAAUGUUUUGCCCCUUCAACCUUUCAGAAGAUGGAAUAGAGAUGCAAUUUGCAACUAAUCAUCUUGGUCAUUUUCUCUUAACAAACCUCCUCGUCGAAAAGAUGAAGGAAACAGCAAGAACCACCGGCAUCGAAGGAAGGAUUGUGAAUCUAUCCUCAAUAGCUCACCUCCACCCUUGUGAAGAUGGAAUUCAGUUUGAUAAGAUCAAUGACCAGAAUAGUUACUCUGACAAGAGGGCAUAUGGACAAUCCAAAUUAGCAAACAUAUUACAUGCCAACGAGUUAUCACGUCGCCUACUGGAAGAGGGUGUGAACAUUACAGCCAAUUCAGUCCAUCCAGGACUUAUAAUGACACCUCUCAUGAGGCACUCAGCACUUCUAAUGAAAACUUUGAAGUUUUUCACCUGUCUCCUAUGGAAGAAUGUACCUCAGGGAGCAGCGACAACAUGCUACGUGGCACUUCACCCAAGUCUGAAAGGUGUAACAGGAAAGUACUUUCUUGACUGCAAUGAGAUGACACCAAGCUCUUAUGCAAGAAACCAAAAACUGGCCAUGAAACUCUGGGACUUCAGCAACAAAUUGGUUGAUUCUGCUUCAACUUCUUGAGCUAGAUUUAUCACAAUUAUAUAUAUAUAUAUAUAUAUAUAUAUCAUUAUCACUACAA